Molecule: messenger RNA, 781 nt
Organism: Acaulospora morrowiae
Lineage: Eukaryota; Fungi; Glomeromycota; Glomeromycetes; Diversisporales; Acaulosporaceae
Source: the annotation of a GenBank genome assembly
AUGCCCGUGGAGAAUCCUCGAUUACGACUUCGAAGAGCAGCGCGGGAGGGGAAUUUGCACGUACUCAAACAACUCUCCUGUAAGAUUGAUAUACGAAAUCCAGACCCCGAGAAUGGAUGGACAACCUUGAUGUAUGCUGCAUGUCACGGGCAUAACCGUAUUGUAGAAUACUUGAUUCAGCAUGGUCAUGAAGACAUAGAAUUAUCGCGAGACUUUGAUAAUAAUACGAUUCUUAUGAUAGCUGCACAGUAUAAUCACAUUGAGAUCAUGAAGAUUUACAUAACACAUUUCCCAUACAGUUUAACUAUGGUAAACAAGAAGGGAAUGACAGCGUUGAUAUAUGCAUGCAAAUUUGGUCAUUUGGACUCUAUUAAUUUUUUAUUAGAAUGUGGGUCGGACAUAAACCAAACCGACGCGGACGGAAACACCACACUCCAUUAUGCAGCAGCUUGGGAACGAUAUAAGGCAGUGGCGAUGUUGAUCGAACGUGGAUGCCAAUUUGCUGUUAAGAAUAAUGCAGGAUGGACGGCGCUAGAUUAUUCUUAUUCGAUGGAACUCAAGGCUCACUUACAAGAAUGUGCGCGAGCUCAUCACGAAGAAAAGAAGAAAAAUAAAAAGCGGAACCUCAAGAUUACUGUCGAUUCGCUAAUUUCUAUUGAUUCGGUGCCAUUAAUAUCCUCUACGCGUUCGGCAACAUUCCCACCAGGAAAACCAAGUAAUGAGUGUGAGAAUGACGAAUUUCUGAGUAGUAACACAUUUCCGAAUAAUUCUCUGUCUCCAA